Messenger RNA from Trematomus bernacchii (emerald rockcod), 1253 nucleotides. Its product is annotated as 52 kDa repressor of the inhibitor of the protein kinase-like. The record is from RefSeq and is a predicted model, not a curated record. The transcript has 2 exons. NCBI's taxonomy places the organism in Eukaryota, Metazoa, Chordata, Actinopteri, Perciformes, Nototheniidae. The coding region runs from base 180 to 1163 and encodes 327 amino acids.
CCUUCCGGUUCCCUCGUCUCAGAGUCAACAGUUUUUUGAACAUGUUUUUGGAAAAUACAAAUAGCUCGAAAUAAAGUCUGUGGUUAACACACAUGUAAGAGGCGGAUCACGUGUUGUUCGACGACAUUAAAUACAUCAGCAGUGAUUGUUAGCUAGCGAUGAGCUAAUAUUGCUACGCAAUGGUUUGUUGCUUUGCUCCGGGUUGCAGCCACAAGUCUUCGCAUGGAACUUGCUCGUUCUAUCGUUUCCCGACAGAUGUUGUCCGAAGGAGAGUCUGGACUCGUGUUAUACGACGAGCUGACAGGAAGCCCGGUGCCCAUUCCCGCAUCUGCAGCUGUCAUUUUCCUAAAGGAAAGGAAAAAAUGCCUGUUUUAUUUGUAGCCCAGAAUGUUGUCAAACUAAAUAGAGAAGAUCAUUCCUACUGUCUGAGAGGGAAUGACACUCAAAUUCAGGGAAUAAAGGAAGAAGCUACGUGUCUAAUGACUGAGGAGGAAGCAGAUCCAUUUACACAGGCGGCUAAUAAUGAGUAUCUUCGACCACUAUCUGAGGAUCCUCAACCACUAUCUGAGGAUGAUGAGAAGCCAACCACCAGUGAAACGGUAGAAGAAAAACUUCAAUCUGAGCAAAGACACAGAAUGCAGCUAGAGAUCCAGCUAGAGGAAUCCAAGGCAGAGUUGAAGUCCCUCAAAGAUAAGCAGAGUUACUGCCGUGACAGGUAUUCUGCCUCUCAGCUGAGUGAAAAGGUUCUUCGGAUGGAGACAGGAUUGCCAGAUAGAGACACAUUCAGAUCUGUAUGUGAGUAUUUUGCUCAUUUUGAGGGUUCCAUUACAUACCCAGCUGGUUGGAGCCCCAAAACACUGAGUCUUGAAGACCAAGUUUUCAUGACCCUCAUGAAACUGCGUCAUAGUUACACACACCUUCAUCUGGCUGCACUCUUUCACUGCAGUAUAACCACUGUCAGAAAUGUGAUCGACACAUUUAUAGACAUUCUCCACAAAUUACUUUUUAUGGACACAAUGAAAACUGUUCCCAGCCGGAAGAAAAAUAAAACCAGCUUGCCUUCUUCAUUUCGGCUCAUCCGCAGAAUGAUAUUGGAUUGUACGGACAUCACAAUUGCUAUGCCCAAGCAAAUGGAUAUUCAGAAAGAGUUUUCUGGUGUGUAAUAUUUGUAAUAAAGAUUUCAUGUGACACAUCAAAUUGAUUUGUUGAUGGGAAUUAAUGUCACUAAUAUGAAUAAAUGAACUCUAGGUUAA